Molecule: messenger RNA, 1128 nt
Organism: Arabidopsis arenosa
Lineage: Eukaryota; Viridiplantae; Streptophyta; Magnoliopsida; Brassicales; Brassicaceae
Source: the annotation of a GenBank genome assembly
AUCACACUCAAGUUCUCCCAAGAGUUGGCACAAACAAAAAAAUCAUCAACUUUCAUCCUUUUCAGCCGAUUCCUCUAAUCUUUUCUAAAUGAAUAAUUUUUUAACUGAUUUAACUCUUGAGAAGAAGGAAUGGUUUGUAGUUGUUAAGAUCUUGAGCAUUUGGAAUCAUCCUCCCAAGCAUCCCAAUGAUCACACUACCAUGAUUUUGGUGGAUAACAAGGGUACCAGAAUUGAUGCUGUGGUUCCUCCAAAUUCAUACAAAAGGGAUUUUCCUAGAAAUCUCAAAGAAGGAGAGUGGUACUUUCUUUGGGAAUUUGAUGUGAUCCCACCUUCAUUGUGUGAAAGGAACUCUAAUCAUCCUUACCAACUUAGAUUUAACAAGAAGACAACUAUGGCUCACUACAAACAGAAAUACACUUCCGAAUUCCUGCAGUGUCUUGCUUUUCCAAGGAUCAAUAAUCCAUCAGAAGAAGAUAAGCAAUUCGUUGUUGAUGUAGUUGGAGUGGUUAGGAGUGUCUCUCCUAUUGGAAGACUACUUGAAGGAGGCAGUGAUUUGGAUUCAAGCUAUGUUACUUUCAAAUUAAAGGACCUUGCUGGCCAUUCCAUUAAUUGUGUUGCAAAAGGAAGUUUCUGUCAAGAAUUUGUUAGGAAGUAUUCCAGAAGAAUAAGUGAUGUGAAUUAUCACAAUCAACCAAUCAUGGUUGUUCUGCGUUUUUGGAGGAUAUCAGAGUUUGGAGGUAAACCUUGCUUGAUUACGAAAGGAGGUUGUCCAAGAAUGUUCAUCGAUGAAAAUUUCGCUGACAUUAACAGAGACUGCUACAUCUGCUUUUUCACUGCUGGAAAUAAAGAAACAGCAUCCUCAGAUAAUGACAAUGUUUCUGAUGAAGAGGGUGAUUCUAACUAAGAUUUGCAGCUGUGUGGAUGGCAUCAAGAAAAUUCCUCCUAUGUUAUGCUCUAUCUUGGACUUCCUUUAAUGCUUUGUUUUGUUAACUUUUUUAAGCAAUGUGCCAUUCCCGUAUCUGUAAAAUUAGACUCUUAUGUUCAGUUGUUUUUUAUUUUGCUUAUCUGUGUUUUACUUUUAUUUUGCUUAAUUCCCAAGCUUUCUGUGAAAAAAGCAUUGCUUAAAUC